AUGGCUUCCAAGUUUCUUCGAGAAUAUAAGCUGGUCGUUGUUGGUGGGGGUGGUGUCGGAAAGUCGUGUUUGACGAUCCAAUUAAUCCAGAGCCACUUCGUCGAUGAAUAUGAUCCGACAAUCGAAGACUCGUACCGCAAGCAGUGCGUGAUUGAUGAUGAAGUCGCCCUGUUGGAUGUGCUGGACACGGCUGGCCAGGAGGAAUACUCGGCCAUGCGAGAGCAAUACAUGCGCACGGGAGAGGGCUUCCUUUUGGUCUACUCAAUCACCUCUCGCCAAUCGUUCGAGGAAAUCAUGACAUAUCAACAACAGAUCCUGCGCGUGAAGGACAAGGACUACUUCCCCAUUAUCGUUGUCGGAAACAAGUGCGAUUUGGAGUCUGACCGCGCUGUCUCCCAGCAGGAGGGUGAAUCUUUGGCUCGCCAGUUCGGCUGCAAGUUCAUCGAGACAUCCGCCAAGUCUCGCAUCAACGUUGAUAACGCCUUUUAUGACCUGGUUCGCGAGAUUCGCCGCUACAACAAGGACAUGUCGUCCUAUCCCUCAGGAAGCGGCGCCUUUGGUGGUGGUGCUUCGCAUGGAGGCAAGAUGGACAUGUCCGAGCCUGGCGAUGAAGCCGGAUGCUGCUCAAAAUGUGUCGUCAUGUAA
This is a messenger RNA of Talaromyces rugulosus, 645 nucleotides long. RefSeq lists its product as uncharacterized. Gene Ontology annotation, biological process: signal transduction. Gene Ontology annotation, molecular function: GDP binding; GTP binding; GTPase activity. Lineage: Eukaryota; Fungi; Ascomycota; Eurotiomycetes; Eurotiales; Trichocomaceae. Gene Ontology annotation, cellular component: plasma membrane. The transcript has 4 exons. The record is from RefSeq and is a predicted model, not a curated record. Bases 1 to 645 code for a protein of 214 amino acids.